This is a messenger RNA of Egretta garzetta (little egret), 1043 nucleotides long. Its product is annotated as rho GTPase-activating protein 6-like. Gene Ontology annotation, biological process: signal transduction. The record is from RefSeq and is a predicted model, not a curated record. The transcript has 2 exons. Bases 643 to 900 code for a protein of 85 amino acids. NCBI's taxonomy places the organism in Eukaryota, Metazoa, Chordata, Aves, Pelecaniformes, Ardeidae.
CGACUGCGCGAAGGAGGAGGUGCUCAAACCUUGUUGGUUAAAGCCAAGCGGAACUUCUUGCAAGCCCUUUGGCAAAGCCAAACUGCUGCUAAAUCCCCUGGUCCGUGGCAGGUCCGGGCGGCUGGCAGCCCAGCUGAGUGACUUUCUGGGUCACAGUAACCCCAGGGAGACCCGGUUCUGUGCCCGCAGGCAGCGCGAGGAGCAUUCUUUUGUGGACUAAUUCUGGUUUUCCACUGCCAGCUUUCACGAAGGACUUAUCGUCCUGCAUUGAGGUUGAUUUGGGUUUCCUGGGACAAUUCAAACUCUAAGUCUCUCGGUGGCUCAGAGGGACCGGUUUUGUCCCAUAUUGUGAGAUGGUAUGGAAACACUGGUUGUGUUUACCUGCUGGGUGAAAGGGAGGUGGAUGGGAAUGGAGGCCCUGCUGCAAGGAGGGGAUGAGCGUGUGCUCCAGCACCACCGACCCUCCAUGCUGGCCCUGCCACCAGCUCGGAGAGGACCAGACUGGACCCAGAUCAACACCCCGGCCUCACGCAGGAGCUUGUGUUCCCGUCCUGGGAUGGGUGAGGCUAUCCCAGGACAUCUCGUACCCUCUGUAAUCCACAAUUGCCUCUUGUGCUUCCUUGCUAGAUUCCCGGGAACAAAAUGACAGUUUCAAACUUGGCCACAGUCUUUGGCCCCAACAUCCUUCAGAAGGAGAAGCCUGGGGAGAAAGACGCCGGUGCCGUGAACUUUGAAGACAGCGCUGCCAUCAUACUGGUGCUCCAGAGGCUGAUUGAGCACUACCAGACCCUGUUCACGGUCUCUGCAGAAAUGCAACGCGACGUCCUGAGGAGGCUGUUUCAGACGGACCCCGAUGUCAUCGACUACCUCUUGCGCAGGAAGUCCAGCGCCACGCCGUGAGUCCCCGCGAGGCGCAGGGCUGCUGGACUGUGUGUGCCCACCUACGCAGCUCUCGUCCCGCUGCGCCCCACACCCCUCCGCUGCUCGGCCUCUCAGGAGCCCACGCUGACGCCUGCUCCAUUUUCUGCUCCAUCACUUGCCAU